Molecule: messenger RNA, 2546 nt
Organism: Cannabis sativa
Lineage: Eukaryota; Viridiplantae; Streptophyta; Magnoliopsida; Rosales; Cannabaceae
Product: receptor-like protein 4
Exons: 9
Coding region: 267-2135 (622 amino acids)
Molecular function (GO): protein binding
Source: RefSeq, a predicted model, not a curated record
CUCAACCGUCAGAUUAAAAGAUAAGUGCAUUAAUAUUUCUCUUUCAAUAGUCAACAACUCAGAGACUUUUAAUUCGAACUGUUAACAAUUUCACUAAUUGCUAUCACGUCCGAGCACUUUCUCUCUCUAAUAAAGAGAGUAAAAGAGAGAGAGAGAGAGAGAGAGAGAGAGAGAGAGAGAGUUGAGGAUGGCGCUGUAGUUGCAGAGAAAAGAACAAAAAAAAAAAAAAAAAAGCAGAGAAAAAAGCAGAAGCGCGUAGAGCUGAAAUGCUGAGGUUUGUUCUGCCAUGGCUUUGGGUAUUCAUCUUCCAUUUGGCUUCAGCUAAUAAUAUUGAUCCAUAUGUAAUGCGCAUUAGCUGUGGAGCCAGGAAUAAUGUCCAUACCCGACCUACCAAUACUUUGUGGAAUAAGGAUUUUGCAUACACAGGAGGUAUUCCAACAAAUGCAACUCGUCCAAGUUACAUAAGUCCUCCAUUGCAGACACUGCGGUAUUUCCCGUUGUCUUCAGGGCCGGAAAAUUGCUACAACAUUCGAAGAGUUCCAAAGGCACAUUAUUCAAUCAGAAUUUUCUUUGGAUUGGUUAAGCAAGUAAAUUUUGACAAUGAGCCUCUGUUUGAUGUUUCUAUUGAAGGAACUCAGAUUUUUUCUUUGAAAUCUGAUUGGAGCAACCAUGAUGAUCAAGUAUUUGUUGAAGCCCUUGCAUUUCUUACCGAUGGCACAGCUUCUAUCUGCUUCCACAGCACUGGUCAUGGAGAUCCAGCAAUCCUUUCCCUUGAAAUUCUUCAGAUUGAUAAUCAAGCAUAUUAUUAUGGUCCACAAUGGGGCGAAGGAGUAAUCCUUAGAACAGCAGCAAGACUUACUUGCGGUGAUGGGAAAUCGAAGUUUGAUGUAGAUUAUAACGGGAGUAAUUGGGGUGGAGAUAGAUUUUGGGGUUCUAUUACAACCUUCAAUAGAGGUUCUGAUAGAACCAGAUCUGUUGAAAAUAGUAUUAAGCAGGCGUCAAAGAUACCCAACCAUUAUCCAGAAGCUCUUUAUCGGUCCGCAAUUGUUAGUACGGAUAGUCAGCCUAACUUAGAAUAUACAAUGGAUGUGGAACCCAACAAAAACCACUCCAUAUGGUUACACUUUGCAGAGAUUGACUCUGCAGUUUCUAAGGCAGGGGAAAGGGUAUUUGACAUCCUGAUAAAUGGUCACACUGCAUUUGAAAAAGUAGAUGUUAUUCAGAUGAGUGGAGAUCGCUAUACUGCACUUGUACUUAAUACUACUGUUGCUGUGAAUGGGAGGACUUUGACAAUAACUUUGCAACCCAAGACAGGUAGUCAUGCUAUUAUUAAUGCCAUCGAGGUCUUUGAGGUUAUCAGGGCUGAGUCUAGAACUUUGCCUGAAGAAGUUAGGGCCUUACAGUCACUUAAGACAGCAUUGGGGCUUCCAGUUCGACUUGGAUGGAAUGGCGAUCCAUGCGUUCCACCACAACACCCAUGGAGUGGAACAGAUUGUCUAUUUAACAAAUCUACCAGUAAAUGGGCCAUUGAUGGACUUGGUCUUGACAACCAGGGUCUCAAAGGCUUUCUGCCUAAUGACAUAUCCAAACUUCAACAUCUGCAGACCAUCAACCUGAGCGGAAAUAGCAUUCAUGGGCCCAUACCAUCCUCCCUUGGAACAAUUACAAGCUUAGAAGUAUUGGACCUCUCAUACAAUUUCUUCAAUGGUUCAGUUCCUGAAAGUCUUGGGCAGUUGACACUAUUGCAAAGACUGAGUCUGAACAGCAAUGCUCUCUCCGGGAAAGUCCCUGCUGCUUUGGGGGGUAGACUUUUGCACAGAGCUAGCUUCAAUUUUACUGAUAAUCAUGGCCUUUGUGGUCUACCUGGACUCCCAUCAUGUGGGCCACAUCUCACUACUGGUGCCAAAAUUGGUAUUGCAUUGGGUACUUUGGCACUGUUCUUGCUGAUUGUAAUAUGUUCAGUAUGUUGUUGGAAAAGGCGGCAGAAUAUCCUCCGAGCACAACAAAUUGCAGCAAGAGAUGCUCCAUACGCGAAAAAAAGGACUAAUUUGUCACGUGACAUCCAGAUGACCAGGCAUCAUAAUCAGGGCAAUGCUCGGACUGCAGCUGAAAACGGUCCAAGUUUGCUUUCGUGAUCAUAACUUAUCUGUCCAGUCGAAACUCGUAAAAUUAAACUUGCUGGGUUUUAAUGCAUGGAUUUCUCAUUGUUUGCUUCAAUGUGCUAGUAAGCAAUGCUAAAACGUAGGCAAGGGAAGGACUUCUGGAAGUUCAAGUUAUUAUAUCAAAUAUUGGGAGUCCCAUACACUGGAAAGCAAGCGAAAAAAGGAAAAAGAAAAAAAUGUACAUUACUACAAUUUAUUCUUUCCAAUCUUUGAAACAAAAAUUGUAUCACCGAAAAAAGAGUAUGAUAGAAGUCAAACGUUUUCCCAAACUUCCAGCUAUUAUUUUGCGAAUGGGGUUUGGAAUGUAAAGUAACGUGUUUCUGUAGGCCCUAUUAGGCUUUGGCAUAUGAUUGCAAUAAGAGAGUUAAAUUAGUAUGUUCCAAA